Messenger RNA from Alosa alosa (allis shad), 3171 nucleotides. RefSeq names its product SprT-like N-terminal domain (gene sprtn). Gene Ontology annotation, cellular component: nucleus. The coding region runs from base 294 to 2012 and encodes 572 amino acids. The transcript has 5 exons. The record is from RefSeq and is a predicted model, not a curated record. Gene Ontology annotation, biological process: DNA repair. Gene Ontology annotation, molecular function: polyubiquitin modification-dependent protein binding; single-stranded DNA binding; metalloendopeptidase activity. Lineage: Eukaryota; Metazoa; Chordata; Actinopteri; Clupeiformes; Clupeidae.
AUGAGACCGCUUUGAAAUCGCUGUGUGGGUUCGGUAGAGAGAGCCCGAAGAUGAUUUACCACUAAAUAUCUUGUCAGGGCAGCUUUUAUUUGCGGCAUGUUCACCUGAACUUGUGACUGUAGCAACCCAGUGCUGACUAAAAAGUCAGCCACAUGCGUGCUAACGUUGACAUACUGGCUAUGACACGGGUGUUAGCUGGCUAGGUUAAUGUUAGCCAAGUUUACGUUAAGGUUAGCUCUUUUGUAACUGGAAAAGUCAUCUCAUCACCGACUAGGCCUAUUUUCAUCUUAAAAAUGGAAGACCGGGAUUUUCUACUUGCCCUUCAGUUACAAGAGCAAUUCGAUUGUGAAGCGUCAGCAUCAACUGAUGAUUAUUUUCAAUUAAGUCAAUCUUCCAAGGGUGUCAUUCCUUACUCGCGUCCAAAGAAUGUGUCGCCCGAGAGACCGAUGUCCAUUGUGGACGAGUCGUGGGAAACGAUUGACCCAAGCCCUGACGUUCGAUCGAUGUUCCUUGAAUUUAAUGAUAUGUUUUUUUGGGGAAAGCUCAGUGGAGUAGAAGUCAAAUGGAGCCCUCGAAUGACACUAUGUGCUGGUGUGUGUUCCUACGAAGGAAGGGGCGGCCUGUGCUCCAUCCGUCUCAGUGAACCACUUCUGAAACUCAGGCCACGUCGAGACCUGGUUCAAACACUUUUGCAUGAGAUGAUCCAUGCUCUGCUCUUUGUGACCCAAAACAACCGGGACCGAGACGGUCAUGGGCCAGAGUUCUGCAAGCACAUGAAUAGAAUCAACCAAGCCACUGGGACAAAAAUAACAGUCUACCACAGCUUCCAUGAAGAGGUUGAUGUGUAUCGCCAGCACUGGUGGCGCUGCAGUGGCCCGUGUCAGAACCGUAAGCCCUAUUUUGGCUUUGUGAAGAGAGCCAUGAACCGCGCCCCCUCCCCAAGGGACCCCUGGUGGAAUGACCACCAACGCACAUGUGGGGGCAUCUACACGAAGGUCAAAGAACCAGAGGGCUAUGGGAAGAAGGGCAAAAAUGAUAACAAGGAUAAGGACAACAAGCCACAGAAAAAUCCCUCAAGUGGGAGCAAGCCUGCGAGCAGUGCUAUAGCAUCCGGAUCACAGGAUAUUAGAAACGUCAUUGCAUUCAGUGGGAAAGGCUUUGUGCUUGGAGGAAGCUCACAGUCAUCAAGCUCCAUUCAGAAACCUCCCUGGCAAAGUCCCUCAAACUCUGCUCACAUUCCUCCCAAACCACAGGUGUCUCCCCGAAGUCAGUCUCCUGAAAUCAAAGAAAUCGGCUAUUGGCAAAGUCAGAGUGGUUCCAAGAGGCCCAGCACCAGCACUGUGACCAAUCCAGUGAAGAAAUCAAUAGCCAAUCCUAAAGCCUUUGUCAACAUCAAUGGCUCACCUGUUCCUAUCAACAAAUCAAAUGGACAGUCAACCAAGAAGCUGUCAGAUCAUUUUAAGACCAAACUUGCAUUUCAGGACAUCUUUGGUGACGUGACUUCACCUAAAAAGAGCAAUGUUAGUGCUUCAGAAACCUCUUCCAAAAGCAGGACACCAUUCAGUGAUAAUGCUAACACUCAUGGUUUAGCCAGCAGCAGUUCCACCUCAGGGGCUGCAACACAGCCAGUCUUACAUGAAAGUCCCUUUGCAUCAAGGCCUUUUGACCGACCACAGACGAGCAAUGCAGGAGGGUCAAAACUGGGCUCUGUGGAUCCAUUUAAUCCAAGGCUGCCCAGAAGCCCCCAGAAGUCAGGUAACACAACUCCAGGGUCCAGGAAAAGACCACUGGAUGAUGGUACCUCUUCACAAAUAUCCAAAUACUUUAAGCCGUCGUCAUCUCAGAACAUUAAAGCGGAGGGCCAAGUUGCCUCACCAGCUCCCUCUGCAGGGCGAACUGCAGCACCACAGACUGCCCCCAUUAGCAUGGACCGGAUCAUGGUGAACUGCCCUGUGUGCCAGGCCAAAGUGCCUGAAGUAGAAAUCAAUAACCAUCUAGACUCUUGUCUCUAAGGUUGACACAUGAAACUUGAUGCAUACUCGUUAGGCAAAAGAGUUAUUCUCAAGGGUUCCAUUUUGCUGCCUUCUUUAUAAAAUCCCCAAAGGAGAGCUCUGUAUUAGAAACCAGAGUGGCAACGGGGAAAAGUGUGAAUCUGAACAAUAUGGUAGUUGAGCUGUACCACAGCCAUUUAUAUAUAUAUAUAAUGCCUUAUCAUAACAAAAGAGAGCAAAAAAGGAGACCAAUUAAAAGCCUUGUUCCAGCCAGCCAAAUGAUCAUGUUGGAUCAGCCAUAUUUCACAAAGCUUCACAGUAGUGGACACAUGCUUUCAUGUGGAGGCAGUUGUUUACAUAAUUGGUCAGUUAAUGUUCGAGCUAUACUGCCAUCAGUCAUGUUUAGAACAACCCUGCAGAUCUCAGUCAUGUUUAGCACAACCCUGCAGAUCUCAGGAUUGUGUGCUUGUCCUGCACUUUACAGGGUAUCUUUGACUUUGAGCAGUGAAUCUGCAGGUUCAUUUUAGAAACUGAUUUGCACUCAAAUUAUUCCACGUAUCAUUGGGGAUGUAUUGGUUUUCUCUUCCGCAGUGGGCUAGACUGCUGCUCUUUUUUCAGGCACUGCAGUCUCAGGUUUAGCCUAGGAAGAGCCUGCCAUUUUUUUGCUGACUAGGUAGUAUUAUAUUUCACUCUUGCAUGCUGUUCGUUUCAGCUGGCUUUGAGGAGUCAUCUAGCACGUGGAAAGGUCAGUUUGUAGGGUAUUUCAACGCUGCCAUCAUCAGUUGUGCCACUGUGUGGUGCCACAUGUAACAGCACUAAAUCAGUGUGGAAUGACCGCUUCAGAUUAGGAUGAGGGAUGUUUUGAUAAUGGACAAUGUUAUUGCUGCAUUUGGCAAAGGUGCAUAGUGUGAAGAGUUUCCCUUUAACACAUUGAUUGUUACUGGUUUUGAUAUAAUGAUAACUGUUGUUUAAGAGGCACUUUGGGGAAUGAUGUUCUACCUCAUGAGAAUUUUUUUUUUUUAAGGAUAAGUAUAUCUGCAAUAAAUAAUGUUUUCUUAUUAUUUUUAAUUGAAUCAGUAAGCAGCAACUUAAAGUUCUUACAGUUUGAUAUGUUAUGUGUUUCUGUUCUGUUUGUGUUGUUUCAUAAACAGUAUAAAUAAAUGUUUUACUAAUGUUUGUA